AUGACGAUCGUGGAUGUGGAAAGUGUCGAGCGCGGGGUACAAACAAGAUUGUUAUACUCCACUCCGAGAGGAGAAUCUCCGAGUUUAUCUGUACUGACACUGAAAGGUGUUCUCCAUCUCACCGGCACCAUUGAACGACCGUCGAUAAACGGAUUCACGCUGCCAUCUGCACGAGAGGACGAGGUGGGUGGUAGUACGGUGGUAGCAGAGGGUGUCGUAGGUGGCAUAAGGGGCCCAGGCGGCGGGUGCCGCGCAUCCUCGAUGACGAUGGCCGAGAGCGCCGUGGAGGACGCCGCAGCCGCGCCCCCGGGUCCGGCCAAGCCGCCGCCACCCUCCUGUACGAACAAUAACACCCUUGCGGCGACAGCCAAUCGUAACCACCGGAACCCCCGCAAAAAACGAAGACGACUGGAACAGGUAGUGGACACAUUGCAGGCCCAUCGCAGUUCACCAUCUGAAGGUGAAGUGUUGAAGUUUGAAGGCAGCGGCCCCGUGUCCGAGGAGGAAGAUGUCUUUGGCUCGCCCAGGUCAUCGUCCUCACGAUCCGCUGUGGAUACCACCGCGGUGAUUGGCCAACUGCCGUUGAGGUUGAAGGAAGCGGAAGCAGUGACAUCAACCGAAGAGGAGCUCAACAAGAUCAGUCAACAGUAUCACCAUCAUUCUCACCGAUCAUACCGCUAUUCGUAUCAUCAUCACCAUCAUCGACAUCGUUAUUCGCCUUAUCAAAAUAACCAUCGAUUGUCGGCGACCAAGUACUCUGACUGUAUGUGCAGCCAGUGCUCGCAGUCAUUGGCUGCAUCGGCAGCGAUGAUGCUGCCAUCAGCGACAUCUCUGCAAACGCCGCUGUCGCGGACCAGUUUCACAUACAGCAGUAUAUACGGCACAUAUAGCAUAUUCGAGCAGUACAUGCAUACCAAGUACCUGUCGUCGUCGCCGUCGGGCGACACCUUCCGCGGACGCAGUCACUCUGACUCAGAUGUUGUGCCUAGGUGGGACGAAACACGGGUCCCGGCCGCGACCACUUCUUUUUCCUCUGUCGUCAGUCAUCCCCCACGAAGUAGCUCUCUCGAGAGUGACAGUACAAGUCCUCAAGAAUCGCCAUUGGAUCUCUCCAUGAAGAAUCUAAUGCUACAGUCUACUGCAGCUGCUUCGGCGGUGUCUAAUAGAUCACCGUCCCUUCAACUGCUGCCGUCCGGCAUCAUAACGCGAGGUUCCGUCAGCGUGCCAGUAGUCAGGGGCGAUGUCGCAUCACCUACGACGAAGGAAACCGUUGCGGAACGGUACCAUUUGGAGGUUCUUCCCGUCGUUGAGGAAAUGGCGCCCGGCGCGGACGUGGCUUACGUUUGUCCGGAGUGUGGACAGAUGUUCAGUUUGCACGAUCGUCUGGCAAAACACAUGGCAUCUAGACAUCGUCGGCAAGGUCUCCACGAUGCCUCGGCGAAGGCGUACCUCUGCGACGUGUGUCAGAGGAGUUUUGCGAGGUCAGACAUGUUAACUAGGCAUAUGAGACUGCAUACAGGCGUCAAACCGUACACAUGCCGGGUUUGCCGACAGGUGUUCAGCAGAUCUGAUCACCUCAGCACCCAUCAACGAACCCAUACUGGCGAGAAACCGUAUAAAUGCCCGCAGUGUGCCUAUGCAGCCUGUCGCAGAGAUAUGAUCACCAGGCAUUUGAAAACCCACAAUCGGGACUGUCCUAUCCCGAAGACCGAACCGGGUCUUCUCUCUGGUGAAGAAUGUUCCACUUUCGACCAAAACGUGGCAGCGGCGCCGUCAGCAGUUAUCAAAGCUGAAUGACAACGAUCGAUCGGAUGACCUUGGCUGUACUCUAGCUCCAGGUCCCAGCGAGGACAUCGCGGCAGAAUCGAUCGAGGGUCCUCAAGAAUUUUCGCGAGUCGAUCAGGACUCCGUGGAAACAUGCUGAGAGAGCGAAAUCGCCGCUCGAUCUCCAUGACACUAGCCGAGCGUUAGGAAGAAAUUGAUGCUUGAAGAGAUCGCAAUCUUGAUGGAACAAGAGAAUCAGCAAAAAGGAAGAUUUGUUUUGUUGUCGUAAUUCGAUCAUACGAGAAUCCUGACGGACACUAAUAAGAGUCUGUGAUCGAGUUUUUGGGAUGGUUAUUUUUGGAAGAGAUUGCAGCUAGACGUGUUAAAUUCAUUCUUUCGCCGCACACUAAAGCACUUUCUUGCAAAAAAGUUUAUAAUAUAAUUAUAGUAAUACAUUUAAAUAAUAUGUUAAUAAGUUUACGUAAACUUAAUGACUGUUCCUUCUUUUUUUUCUUCAUUUAUGAUAUUUUAUAAAUAAAGUAUAUUAAUAGUGUACAUAUAAAAUUAUUUAUAAAAUGAUUUUUUUACUUCAAGAUUAUUGCAAGGUGCGAUCCUUUAUCAUUUGCAAAUAUAAUAUCUUGCAAAUAAAAUCUCUUUCUCGUGCACUUAGCGAAAGAGUUAAAUUCGCACGUCGGCACGGAAGCAUCAUGGAGAGCUGAAUAAAAUGUACUUCGCUCUCGUGAGUAUUACAUUGUAUUAUUUAUCAAAAAUAAAUAAUUUUUUGUUUAACGAUUUUUUUGAAGAUUGCCUAAAAAUCAUCCCUUCAUGCGUCAAACGCGAUCGCGCGCGUUAACAGCGAAUAAUGCCGAACAGUAUUAUUGUACUUUUUCAAUCUUUGCACCCAAUUUUGCUCCUGCGAUUUCAAUACUUCCAUUCUUCCUAAUGUUUCAUCGCGACAAUGAUAUUGUGACACUACAACUUCGACUAAGGAACAAUCCGAGAGCAAUUUAUUUGCAUGCACCAAAGACGUACAUGUCAAAAACAAAUUUUUUCAACGAACUAAUUUAUCAACGGGUUUAUUUCUCGUCUUAUUUGGAAAUUAUAUAUUUUUACAUAUUCUAGGUAUAUUUCUAAAAUUUAGAAAUGUUUUUAAAACAAUCCCAUUUUUUUAAAACUCGGAUUUGAUUGUCAAUUGUGUCGACUGUUGUUCUCGGAAGUUCUCUGAACGUCAUAAGAAAAAUAUAGCACCUAGUCGGUUGCUCUCUUUGUACAUCUCUUAUUUUCUCGUUCUCGAUGCAUAAAACUAAGACACAUACACACAUACGCACACUCAUACACAUGCAGAAAAUAAAGCAUUCCUGCUCGGCCGCACAAGUACAGGCCGCAGUGCACGGAGAUACAUGAAAGCGGUGCUUAAAGCUUAAAGGCUCGGCGUUAGAAUCGUGUUUUUAUCGUGCUCAUAAAACGACCACAUGUUUAAUAAUACUGUAUGUACAUAAUCAAUUAUAUCGCGCGUCACUUCUUCGCGAAAGACUUUCCUAAUCUUUAACAAUACUGUGAAAAAAUCUGGAACAUAGCCCGUCAGCAAUGCGAACGUGCCAAAUUUUAGACGAAUAUUUCGGAUUGACGCAUACAACUCCAUUAAACUGCAUAUCGAGGUCUAAUAAAAUCCAUAAUUUGGAUAUAUCGUUUUGUUUUUCUUAUUUCAUAUUAUCAAAUUCUCUUCAGCUAAAAAGUAUAUUGAAAUACAAAUUAAGGUUGAAAAUUUAAUAACAUUUAAAAUAUUAAAUUAAUCAUGUCAAAGAUAUAAUGAAAAAGAUAGAAAAGAUUCAUUAGACCUCAGUGAGCAGUUUUCGGGAGAAUUAUACUAUUUAGAACAUAUCUGUCGGUCGAGCGCGGUUUGCGGAACGGAGAAAAAUUAUUAGUGGUGAGAGAAUAAUAUCGUCAAUAAUAAAAAAAAAAAAAAUAUAUCAAUCAGUCAAAAAACAAAAUCAAUCGACGAAAUAAUUUCUCUGAUUGAAAGUUUAUUUAUCACUAAUAUUUUUCUCAUGUGUCCAUAUUUGUAAAUAGCGAGUCGCCAUUGGUAACCUCGUCGAUUCGCCCGAAACCUGCUCAAGUUGUUAUUACUUGAAAACUUGUUAAGAUGGCUUCCUACAGAAGUCGAAAAAGCAAAGCAGUGAUGUAGUUAUAAAUGUAAUCGUGAUCAUUGUUUUGCGAUAAACAUUUGUUAGUGCGAAGUUGGGAAAUCGCCCGAUUGCAAGAAUAAGAACAAUGAAAAAGAAAUAAAUGUAUUCGUACCUGCAGAAAGAGAGAGGAGGGGAGAAAGGGGAGGAGAGAGAGAGAAAGAGAGAAAGAAAUGAUGUUAAAGCAUAAUAAAGCGUAUAGAAAUAACGUUAAUUAGUGAGUAAUGUUAUUGACACUAUUAUUGCGUUUUAUUAUUGUAACUAUUACAAUUAUAGUUAUUCGCGCCGCCGCAUGCUGAUAGGAAAAUAAAAUAUUUUUUUAUAUAAUGCAUUUGAAAAAAAGUGAGAGAAAGAGAGAGAGAGAGAGAAAGAGAGAAACGUAUGUAUGGUUUCGUGAAAAGCUUCAAAUAAGCUUAAAUGCAAAAUUCAGUUUGAAAAAAAAUAGUUCUUACCUCGAAAUUAAUGUUAAUUAUUGUAGUGUCAAACACCGCGAAAAAUAACAUCGACAUUAGUACUUUACGUUAUCGAGGAAUAAACGUAAAUUGACACGAUCGAUACAGUAUCUUGGAAUUUUUUUUUUUACGUUUUCCUGUAGAAGCUAAGUAUACGCGAGCAGCGGUCGUUGCGACGCAAUUAAUCGAAACUGGUUGUGGUGCUUAAGCGAAGAAGGGCGAAUCCGAGGUAUCUUUGCGCUGUGAAUCGACGAAGACAAUCUAAAAGUAUACUCAAGCCAUGAUCUCUGUACGGAUAAGGUCGUCAGAUCGAAUGAACAGCGGAAUGAAUCCGCUAAUGUUGCUCUAAUAGAGCUACAGAUUACGUCAACAGCAUUAUUUUUGCUAAUAUUUCCCCCACGUAAUUCUUACUACAAAAAUAAAAAUAAAAAAAUCUAAAAGCUGGAUAAAAAUCCGCAUGAAAAUAAAAGCAACUGUGAACAAAAUGUUCGAAAAUAAAGUGCUCGUGUUAAACUGCGUUAAAUGGAAUUUCAUUCUUCGCUGUUCGCUCGAUCCCGCGAAUAAGUUCGUCUCUCGUUUCGGAAACGUCAAUUCCACAUAGUUUUACGAUAAUAUGGUGACUCGUUGAGCAGCACGCGCCGACAUAAUACUCGAGCUUACUCGAUCGUUUCGUCCUCCGUAUCCUAUACGUAUUGUAUAUUUGUGUACUUCCCCAAUGUGUCUCCCAUUCCUCGUUGAAAAAAAAAAAAAAAGGUAAAGGUAUCAGCGCGCGCUGAUACACACGCGGCACGCGCAAUGCGCGAUACGCACAUAAAUGCGUAUAUCUCUGUAUUUUUGUAUAUCGAGGUUUUUUCUAAUUAUCUAUCUACCGGUUAAGCGUUUUCAGAGGACGAGUAAGUAGCUACUAAGGAGAAAGUAUUGACGCUCUCUGCUUGCCAUUUUACUUGCCCCUUUGAUCGAACGAUUGCUUGGAAAGCGGUGUUUAUCGUACGGUGCGACGCGCGAGGGAGGAUCGUCGAAUCGGAGGAUACUCGUUUCGUUCUUUAAUCGAUAACAAGUAGUCGAAAUACAGAUCGUGCGGUAAUGCGAUCGGCUAUUGGUCUAAAAUCAAAACAAAAUGUACUUUUUGUUUGAUUACAAAAAGAGUUGUAAACUUAUUAAAAUUAAUCAUGAAAGUGAAAUUGCUUAAUAUGGUCCUAGGAUUAUGAAUGGAAAAAUGUACAUCGCAAUAUGUGAUGUGCAAUUUAAUGUUAAAGUGCCAUCCAGUUUUCGACGCGUCGCCAGGCAUGUCUGUCUUUGUUUUAAUUUUUCUAUCCUUAAUAUAAUUAUCAAAACGAAGACAUCGAGACCUCUUACUCGACGUUAUUUCUCGCAACAAUUCAGCCUUAAACUGACAGAAUCUCUUGCAUAAUAAAUCUGUAGUAAUUUAAGUAAGAAAAGACGUGAGAAAGGAACAAACACGUUCAAUGCGUCUUCGGGCAGUUAAGCGAUCGCCGUGCCAGACCUGUUCUUGUAAUUAUUAACAAGUAUAGCCAUUCGUAUGAUUAUUAUUAUUUCUAUUAUUAAUAUUAUUAAUUAUUAUUAAUAUUAUUAUUAUCUCUAGUUAUGUUGUUAAGUAAUUAAUCAUGUUUAAUGCUUCUAUUAUUUAUUUUGUUAUCCCGUUCAUGAGUCAAGCUUUUUAUUUUCCUUUCCUGUAUCUGUUCUUUCCUCCUAUUUCGCUUAUUCUUUUCUUUAUCUCCAUCCUAAUAAUUUUUACUUAUCUUCAUUUACUGUCAUUUUUCAUCACUGAAUCGGAAGAAGGGAGAGGAAAUUCAACACAAAAAAAAUUUGUCACUAUCGUUGAAUAUUUAUUACGUUUUUACACAUGUACACACACGCGCACACACACACAAUUUGAAUAACUAAGAUUAAAACUAAUAUUUUGAAUCUCAAAUUUAUCUCCCUUUUUCCGGUUUACAUGGCACAAAAAAGCUUAUCUCCGAAGAGAUUUUGAUCUCGAAUUCCCAAACAAAAGCAUAUCUUUUGUAAUGAUGAAACACUAAUGAAAAUUUGUGUAAAUGAUUGAUGAUGAUUGUGUACGUUAAUUUAUAAAUUAUGUUGUGUUUACAAUUCGUGCCAGAAUGAAAAAAAAUAUAAUUUUUCAACGAAUUAUCUCCGUACUUCGUCAUUUUCACCCAUAUGUUUCCCAUUAUGUUUUGUUAUUCCAUCCAUUUUUUUUUCUUUCGUUAAAAAUGUGCGACUUAUAUUUUAAUAUAAACCAUUUAAUAUUAAGUAAAUGAACCGUGUGUGAUAUAUUUAUUGAAAAAUUUUUUAGUAACUAGUAUAUAAUGAUUUCCAUUCGAACAAAAGAUUAAAGACUUGAAAUAGACUUAAUUUGCUUUUAAUUAUAAUUUAAAGCGAUUAAAGUUUUUUAAUAAUUUCUAAAUGCUAAUUUAAUAAUUAUGUCGGAAAGUAUGUGGUGCCUUGCAACGUUCGAGAGUUUGUAUUUAGAUAAAUAGACAAAUCAAUAUAAAGAGAUGCGAAUAUAUGUAUCGUAUCAUUUUAAGGCUGAAACAGAGAUAAUUAUGUAGAAACAGGAUUCAAGCGAGUUAUUUUUUCAUGCGAUUUUUGGAUAAGAGAGUUGAAACUUUCCAAUAUACACGAGAUUAAAAAUUCGUAAUCUGUAUCUAUAUACCAGCAGUCAGUGUUGUGCAAGACAAUCGUGAUUAUUAUCUAAAUGAGAAAAUGUAUCAAAUAUACAGAAAUAUAUAUGUAACUAAAGCUGUUGCUCUAUUUAGAUUAUAUGAUUUUAUCACGUAUCUUAUACAAAGCAAUUAAAAAACAUUUGAUCAAGUGACACUAUCAAACUAUUAUUCUUAAUUAUAUUGCAAACAAAAAUUCUUAUUUGAUGAAUAAUUAAUUGCAUUUAUCUAUAAUGCACAACACUACUUGCGACAUAUAUUGCAGUACUGUAAAUAUUUCAAGGCCUUUAACAACAAGGGCAUACAUUCGUUUUAUCACGAUGUCAUCUUUGUAUCCUUUUCUACUGCCACGAAUUUAUAAUCCGCAUAUCUGUACAUCGAAAUGAGGACAAGAACCUGUAUGUUGCUGCACUUCUAUGAUGGAAAUAUAUAUAUACACGUUACUUGUUUCUUACUAAAGGA
This is a messenger RNA of Monomorium pharaonis (pharaoh ant), 7542 nucleotides long. It is a transcript of the gene klu, whose product is annotated as zinc finger protein 236. NCBI's taxonomy places the organism in Eukaryota, Metazoa, Arthropoda, Insecta, Hymenoptera, Formicidae. Bases 1 to 1797 code for a protein of 598 amino acids. Gene Ontology annotation, molecular function: DNA-binding transcription factor activity; RNA polymerase II cis-regulatory region sequence-specific DNA binding. The transcript is spliced from 3 exons. Gene Ontology annotation, biological process: regulation of transcription by RNA polymerase II. The record is from RefSeq and is a predicted model, not a curated record.